Messenger RNA from Prorocentrum cordatum, 447 nucleotides. The record is from the annotation of a GenBank genome assembly. Lineage: Eukaryota; Dinophyceae; Prorocentrales; Prorocentraceae.
AUGGCCACUGCCAUCUCGCCGGGGAGCCCAGUUCGCCGCCCAGCGAUCUCUGUGACCCCUUCCGUUCCAACAGGUGUUUCACUCCCGAGUGGUCUACCAAUCCGGAGCCCACGCACAAUAUCGCCUCCGUUGCGCAGAACCAGCCUGCCGCCCUCUCGCCCGGCCUACCCUGGAGGGCCGGCACGGCGGGCCGCUCCGUCGAGGAGGAGCGCGCGCUCGCUCGUUCUGGCAGCCGCGCAGCUGCGCGCGCGGAGGGCGCGGCGGGUGGCCGACGCGGCCGAACAGGGCCCGCUGCGGGGGCCAGAGCGCACGCGUUUUUUUUUUUUGUAUGACAAUGUUCAGGUGGAUGCGGCUGGUUACUACGUGCUGUCGGCGCCGCGCCGAGAGGCGACCAGGGCCACCAGGGGGCGGCCUCUCCUGAGAAGGCAGGCCCCCCCCCCCCGAUAG